This is a messenger RNA of Rhizoctonia solani, 885 nucleotides long. Its product is annotated as mitochondrial carrier protein. The record is from RefSeq and is a predicted model, not a curated record. NCBI's taxonomy places the organism in Eukaryota, Fungi, Basidiomycota, Agaricomycetes, Cantharellales, Ceratobasidiaceae. The transcript is spliced from 7 exons. Gene Ontology annotation, biological process: mitochondrial citrate transmembrane transport. Bases 1 to 885 code for a protein of 294 amino acids.
AUGGCGACAAAGAAGGAUACUAAGCCGUGGCAGUCUCUAGCAGCUGGUACAUUCGCUGGAGCAGUCGAAGCAUUCGUCACCUACCCAACCGAAUUCGUCAAAACUCGUUCCCAGUUUGAUGGAAAUAAGGUAUAUACUCAACCGUUCAUCUCGACUCCGAACCGGAGCUCAUCUGACGUGAGCCCUCUGCCUAGCAAAGGAGGGCCCCAUAACGAUCGUUCGAAAUACUUGGAAUCAACAUGGUAUCCGAGGAUUUUACUCUGGGUUUAUGACAGAUUCAAACGAGCACUUGCGGAUAAAGAUGGAAAAGUCAGUGCUCCAAGGUCAUUAGUUGCCGGGUUGGGUGCGGGGAUGAUGGAAGCCAUUUUUGCAGUAACACCGUCUGAGACAAUCAAGACAAAACUCAUCGAUGAUUCAAAACUCCCUCAGCCCAGGUUUCGUGGUCUGAUCCAUGGGACCGGUAUAAUUGUUCGUGAAGAGGGUAUCCGAGGAAUAUAUCGUGGACUGUUCCCUGUUAUGAUGCGCCAAGGGGCCAACUCUGCCGUACGAUUCACAACUUAUUCGACUCUCAAGCAAUUCGUCCAAAGCAAUAUGCGCUUACGCGAAGGUGUACCACUACCAAGUAGCGUAACUUUUGGAGUAGGUGCAAUUGCAGGCCUUGUUACAGUGUAUACGACAAUGCCGCUCGAUGUCAUCAAGACCCGCAUGCAAUCCCUCAAGGCUCGCUCACAGUACAAGAACUCAUUCGACUGCGCUUACCAGACGUUUGUCAAUGAUGGGCUCUUGAGCUUCUGGAGAGGAGCUGCUCCUCGCUUAGCCCGAUUAAUGGCAAGUCGCCUCGAAAUUGAUGUCCUUCGCUCUACUAAUUCAUGUACUCACAGCUGA